Messenger RNA from Talaromyces proteolyticus, 2985 nucleotides. RefSeq names its product plasma membrane H+-ATPase Pma1. Lineage: Eukaryota; Fungi; Ascomycota; Eurotiomycetes; Eurotiales; Trichocomaceae. Gene Ontology annotation, molecular function: ATP hydrolysis activity; P-type proton-exporting transporter activity; ATP binding. The transcript is spliced from 4 exons. Gene Ontology annotation, cellular component: plasma membrane. The record is from RefSeq and is a predicted model, not a curated record. Gene Ontology annotation, biological process: proton export across plasma membrane; regulation of intracellular pH. Bases 1 to 2985 code for a protein of 994 amino acids.
AUGGCUGAACGGAGAAUCUCCUAUGCUCCCGACGUCGAAAACGGCCAGAACACGCGCAAUUCAACCGACGUCAACGAUGGCCCAGCUCUCGAUGAGUACUCGGCCCUGAAUCGCUACAUCUCGACUGCCCGCGACCGCCGUCGCGGUUCCACCUCCAGCGCCGGUGCCCUCGAAGCCGGCGAGAAGCCAAAGAAGUCGUGGCAGUUCUGGAAGAAGUCUAGCGAUGGCAUGGGCAAGGACGAGCAGUUCGUUGCUCCCGAUGAGUGGCUCGAGACCGACAUCCGUUCUGGUCUCAAGGGCUCCGACAUUGAGACCCGUCGUCGCAAGACUGGCUGGAACGAGCUGGUCACCGAGAAGACCAACCUGUUCAUUCAGUUCAUCGGUUAUUUCCGCGGUCCUAUCUUGUAUGUCAUGGAAUUGGCUGUCCUGCUGGCUGCCGGUCUGCGUGACUGGAUCGAUCUCGGUGUCAUUAUUGGUAUUUUGAUGCUUAACGCCAUUGUCGGUUGGUACCAAGAAAAGCAAGCUGCCGAUGUCGUCGCUUCCCUGAAGGGUGACAUUGCCAUGCGUGCCUGGGUUGUCCGUGACGGCUCCGAACAGGAGAUCCUUGCCCGUGAGCUCGUCGUUGGUGAUAUUGUUAUUAUUGAGGAAGGUCAGGUCGUCCCCGCCGAUGUUCGCCUUAUCUGCGACUACGAGAAGCCUCAAGAGUUCGAGAAGUACAAGGAGCAUCUUAACACUCUCGCUGAGGACACCCUGAAGGAGAAGGGCGAGGACGACGACGAGGAGGACCACCACACUGGUGUCUCCAUCGUUGCCGUUGACCAGAGUGCUAUCACUGGUGAAUCUCUCGCUGUUGACAAGUACAUGACCGACAUUUGCUACUACACUACUGGUUGCAAGCGUGGCAAGGCUUUCGCUAUCGUUACCGCCACUGCUAAGCACUCUUUCGUCGGAAAGACUGCCUCUUUGGUUCAAGGUGCCCAGGAUCAGGGUCACUUCAAGGCUAUUAUGAACUCCAUCGGUACAACUCUCUUGGUUUUGGUCAUGUUCUUCAUUCUUGCUGCCUGGAUUGGUGGUUUCUUCCGUCACUUGAGGAUUGCUACCCCUGAAGCUUCUGACAACACCUUGCUGAAGUACACUUUGAUUCUGUUCAUCAUUGGUGUGCCUGUUGGUCUUCCUGUCGUCACCACCACUACCCUUGCCGUCGGUGCUGCCUACCUUGCCAAGCAGAAGGCUAUCGUCCAGAAGCUCACUGCCAUCGAAUCUCUUGCUGGUGUUGACGUUCUCUGCUCCGAUAAGACUGGUACCUUGACUGCUAAUCAGCUUUCCAUCCGUGAGCCCUACGUUGCUGAGGGCGUUGACGUCAACUGGUUGUUCGCUGUUGCCGCCAUUGCCUCUUCUCACAACGUUAAGAACCUGGAUCCUAUUGACAAGGUCACCAUUCUCACUCUUCGUCGCUACCCCAAGGCUCGUGAGAUCCUUGCUCGCAACUGGGUUACCGAGAAGUACACUCCUUUCGACCCUGUCUCCAAGCGUAUCACCACUGUCUGCACUUGCGAUGGCGUUCGUUACACAGCCGCUAAGGGUGCCCCCAAGGCUAUUCUCAACUUAUCCGAGUGUUCUGAUGAGGAGGCUCGUCUCUACCGUGACAAGGCUGCUGAGUUCGCUCGCCGUGGUUUCCGUUCUCUCGGUGUCGCCGUCCAGAAGGAGGGUGAGCCAUGGCAACUUCUCGGCAUGUAUCCCAUGUUCGACCCCCCUCGUGAGGAUACUGCCCACACCAUCACUGAAGCCCAGAACCUCGGUCUCUCCGUCAAGAUGUUAACUGGUGACGCUAUUGCUAUUGCCAAGGAAACUUGCAAGAUGCUUGCUCUCGGGACCAAGGUCUACAACUCUGAACGCCUCAUCCAUGGUGGUCUCACUGGUUCUCGCCAGCACGAUCUAGUUGAGCGCGCUGAUGGUUUCGCUGAAGUCUUCCCUGAGCACAAAUACCAGGUCGUCGAAAUGUUGCAACAGCGUGGUCACUUGACUGCCAUGACUGGUGACGGUGUUAACGACGCUCCUUCUCUCAAGAAGUCCGACUGUGGUAUUGCUGUCGAGGGUGCUACCGAGGCUGCCCAAGCUGCUGCUGAUAUUGUCUUCCUUGCACCUGGUCUCUCCACCAUUGUCGACUCCAUCAAAGUCGCUCGUCAAAUUUUCCAGCGUAUGAAGGCUUAUAUCCAGUACCGUAUCGCCCUUUGCUUGCACUUGGAGAUCUAUCUUGUCACGACCAUGAUUAUUAUUGAUGAGACCAUCCCUGCCGAUCUCAUUGUCUUCAUUGCCCUUUUCGCUGAUUUGGCUACCAUCGCUGUCGCCUAUGACAAUGCCCACUACGAACAACGCCCCGUCGAGUGGCAGUUGCCUAAGAUCUGGGUUAUCUCUAUUGUUCUUGGUCUCCUUCUUGCUGGUGCUACCUGGAUUGUCCGUGGUGCUAUGUUCAUGAGCAACGGUGGUAUCAUUGAGAACUUCGGUCAUCCCCAGGGCAUCAUCUUCCUUGAGGUCGCUCUCACUGAAAACUGGCUCAUCUUCGUUACUCGUGGUGGCAAGACCCUUCCUUCCUGGCAAUUGGUUGGCGCCAUCUUCGGUGUCGAUGUUCUUGCUACCCUCUUCUGUGUCUUCGGUUGGUUGACCUCGCCUGACCUCCAAGUCACCCACCCCUCCGACCCUGCCGAUUUCACUCUCAACGGACACACUAGCAUUGUCACUGUUGUCAUCAUCUGGGCCUACUCUAUCGGUGUCACCAUUGUCAUUGCCACUGUCUACGCUAUCCUUACCGACAUCCCAUGGUUGGACAACCUUGGCCGUCAGACUCGCUCCAAGGCCGACACCCAGUUCGAGAACAUGAUUGGUCACCUCUCCAAGCUGGCUCUUGAGCACGAGACGGAUGCUGCCACUGGUCGCUCCCGCUACGUUCUCACCACUCGUGCUCCUGAGGAGGAGGAUGACGAGUAA